CAUGCAAAUGAGCGGAUCCAGAGCAGGGUUUGCGGGCAGCCAUUGGCCAAUCAGUGCAUUAAGAGUAGCUGAGCCCCCGGCAGCCAAUCCAGUCGCUCACUGGCUGGAACACGUGGAAGAGAGGGCUCAGGAGCUGUGCCCAUCACUCAGAGACUUACUGCUGCCCUGAGCCGGGAGAGACUGAUGUGCUGGGAUCCUCUCCCUCCCUCCCACUCACCCAGCCGGCAGCCGGCCACUAGCAGCCAUGAGCUCUCACUACCCAGAGGAGACUUCUGAGAGGCCGGAAUGUAAAAGUAAAUCUCCCACCCUGCUCUCUUCCUACUGCAUAGACAGCAUCCUGGGCAGGAGGAGCCCCUGCAAGAUGAGACUGCUGGGCGCCCAGAGCCUGCCCUCCCUGGCACACCGGCUGGAUCCAGACAAAACUUUGGAAGGGUCACCUAAGGGCAAUGCUGCAUUUGAGGCCGAUUUGCACCUGCCCCCCAAGCUGAGGAGACUGUAUGGCCCUGUGGGGGGCAGUGGCAGGAUACACCUCCAGGCUGUUGCUGAUGCCAGAUCGGGGGUACCUCGUUCAGAAAAGACUGAUCGCAUUUUACUUUUGGGGGGAGCAGGGGAAAAUACCUGGGACAAUCACAGUCUAAAGAUCAGCCAGGCCCCACAGGUCAGCAUCAGCCGCAGCAAGUCCUACAGGGAGAACAGCGCCCCCCUGCUGCGAGAGGAGCACAGUCCAGAGGGUCUCCUGCAACAGUCGCAGCAGCAGAUCCAGACCAGUGCAACCACCGCAUGUACCUCCUUACAGGACAGACUCGGGGCCCUUUCCCAGAGUCCCAGGGAUGAGGAUGAUGACGAUGAGGAGGACGAGGACGAGGAAGAGGAGGAGGAAGAAGAAGACGAAGCAAACAAACAGCAUAACCCCAAUAACUCCAGCAACCCCAACAGGGCGCAUCUACAAGAGCAGCAGCACCCACAGUUCCAGUCGCAGCAGUCGCAGCAGCAGCAGCCUCCCCCCGGGUGCGGCACUGACGCAGAGCUGUCCCCUAAGGAGGAACUCAUGCUGCACUCCUCAGAUGCUGAUGGCAAAGACGGAGAGGAUAGUGUGUGUCUGUCUGCGGGCAGCGACUCGGAGGAGGGCAUGCUAAAGCGCAAGCAGCGGAGGUACCGCACCACCUUUACCAGUUACCAACUGGAGGAGCUGGAGAGGGCCUUCCAGAAAACUCACUAUCCUGAUGUCUUCACCAGAGAGGAGCUAGCGAUGCGCCUGGAUCUGACAGAGGCCAGAGUGCAGGUUUGGUUCCAGAAUCGCAGGGCGAAAUGGAGAAAGAGGGAAAAGGCAGGAGCUCAGACACACGCUCCGGGUCUCCCUUUCCCCGGGCCCCUGUCAGCCAGUCACCCCUUGGGCCCCUACCUGGAUGCCAGCCCCUUCCCUCCCCACCAUCCUGCGUUGGACUCUGCUUGGACCGCUGCAGCCGCCGCAGCCGCCGCUGCCUUCCCCAGUCUGCCUCCCCCACCGCACGGCUCUGCAGCUCUGCCUCCCAGUGGCUCUCCGCUAGGGCUCAGCACCUUCCUGGGGGCAGCAGUGUUUCGGCACCCAGCCUUCAUCAGCCCGGCCUUCGGCAGACUUUUCUCCACUAUGGCUCCUUUAACCAGUGCUUCCACCGCUGCAGCUCUCCUUAGACAGCCCAGUCCUGCAGUGGAGAGCUCAGUGCAAUCGAGUGGGCUCUCAGACCCAGUCACAGCUGCAGCUGACAGAAGGGCCUCCAGUAUAGCAGCUCUCAGGCUAAAAGCUAAGGAGCACGCGGCUCAGCUCACACAGCUCAACAUCAUCCCUGGAAACAGCGCCGGGAAAGAGGUGUGCUGAGCCGAGGGAGCCCUACCAACACCCCUACCGAGACCAAAUGGAAUGGAAGCAAAUCCAAUAUGGACCAGUGACUGUCGGACCCUGGGUGUCCUGCUCGAAGAUUCAGAUUAUCCUUGUCAGUCCAGACACUGGAUGCCUUGCAGUAAUAAUGAGUGUAAUGUUUAUGCAGAUAUUGCUCAGCAUAGCCUUGGCUUAUAGUCAGGAGUAAAUCCCUUACAAAUGUGCACACUGCAUAUUUAACACAAAAUUUUCAUUCAUAUUCAUUAAAAAAAAAAGCAUCCUCCUUUUGGUUAUGCAUAGGGUCCUUAUUCACAUGGAACAUUCCCUCAAUGCUUAACCGCACUGCCAAUCCUCAGACCCCCCCCCCCAGUCUGGAAUUGGAUCUGCUAUGGGUUACACACUGAAUGAAUGGACGCAGACAUAAACCCAGGCGGAAAAGAGAGUCAGUGCACUUAAAAGAUCCGAGUAUCUUUUUCUUUCUCUUGAUUUCUUUGUCCAACACGAACCAAGGUUGUUUUUUUUUUAUACCAAACCAAAGGGAAACGAACUGUCAGAUUAACAGACUGUUUGAGUCACUAAACUGUGAUUAUUGCUCCUGUAUAUAACAUUGUUAUUAAAAAUAAUAAUAAUAAUAAU
Messenger RNA from Xenopus tropicalis (tropical clawed frog), 2491 nucleotides. RefSeq names its product aristaless related homeobox (gene arx). The record is from RefSeq and is a predicted model, not a curated record. Gene Ontology annotation, molecular function: DNA-binding transcription factor activity, RNA polymerase II-specific; DNA binding. The transcript has 5 exons. The coding region runs from base 245 to 1855 and encodes 536 amino acids. Lineage: Eukaryota; Metazoa; Chordata; Amphibia; Anura; Pipidae. Gene Ontology annotation, biological process: neuron differentiation; regulation of DNA-templated transcription. Gene Ontology annotation, cellular component: chromosome; nucleus.